AUGUCUUCCUCGGUGUUCUUCAAGUUCAAGUCGCAGAAGGAGCCCACUAGAGUGGAGUUUGACGGCACAGGUAUCUCAGUCUUUGAACUCAAACGUGAGAUUAUCACCAAGAGCGGAUUGGGUGAUGGCACGGAUUUCGACCUCUAUAUCUAUACAGAUGACAACAGUGAAGAGUACGAUGAUGAUACAACAAUUGUUCCCAGAUCGACGACAGUGAUUGCUCGGCGACAGCCCGCCGUCAAGCCUGGAGCUGGGCGAGCCGCUCGAUAUGUCUCGGGCAAAAUGCCCGUAGCGGCCAAGAACGCCGGCCGUAAGGAACAGUUGGCAAAAGUAUCGGCCUCCAAGCCAAAUACAAAUGCUUUCAGCCAGAUGAACGAUGCCAUGACAGAGGAAGAUCGAAUGGCCGCCAUGUUUGCUGCUCAAACAGAGCAGUGGUCAGCCCAGCAAGAAGAGUUGUCUCAUCAAGCGCCAGUGCCUUUCGGUAAACCAGGCUCCAAGCGGCCGGCAAAUGUUCCUGACCAUGACCCCCCCAAUGGGUACAUUUGCUAUCGAUGUGGAAACAAGGGCCAUUGGAUCCAGUUGUGCCCAACCAACGAUGACCCCGACUUUGACAAUCGUCCUCGCGUCAAGCGCACCACUGGCAUCCCUCGUUCAUUUCUACAAAAGGUGGAUAAGUCUGUCAUAUUAGCUCAGUCGGAAGGUGAUGAAACCAAACGGCCCUCAGGAAUCAUGGUCAACGCCGAGGGAGACUUUGUCAUUGCCGAGCCAGACAAGGCCUCUUGGGAGCAAUUCCAAGCCAAGGCCAAGUCCUCUUCUGCCGCGGCCAAGACGGCGCAGGCGGAAGACAAGGAAAUGCAAGAGCGUGGUCUCGAAUGUUCAAUUGACAAGAAGAUGUUCAUAGAGCCAAUGAAAACCCCGUGCUGUCAGAAGACGUUUUGCAAUGACUGCAUAACCAAUGCACUCAUCGAAAGCGACUUCGUCUGCCCUGCUUGUCAGACCGAAGGUGUGCUAAUAGAUGAUCUCCAGCCUGAUGAAGAAGUGUCAAAGAAGAUUCAAGAGUACCUCAAGGAGAAGGAAGCUGCCAAGGUCACUCCCCCAUCGUCACCCAAGGGCAAUUCGGAAGAAGUGCCAGGCAGCUCGGAGAGUGAUCAAACUAAAGACGCAGCAAAUAAGGAGGAUGGAGCAACAGACGCUGUGGAGGACAAGACGAGGCGGAAGAGCAUCGAGACUUCGGAGCAGAAGCCCAACUCACCAGCUACAGAAUCAGUCGAUUCGGCAUCCAAGUCUCCUUCGGCCGAGUCAAAGAGUCUCGUUCCCAGCUCUCAGGCUGCCGAAGUAGUCAAAGCAGAGGACGUCGUCUCGAAGAAGAGGCCCGCAGAAGACUUCCUAGAGAAUCCCAAGAUACCCAAAGGACCCCGCGCCAUGCAGAACCAGCAAUCCCAGAACAUGAUGAACGGCAACAUGAUGAACGGCAUGCCCAACAUGGGUAUGAACAACAUGAUGUUUAAUGGAGGCAUGGGCAUGAUGCCAAACAUGAUGGGCAUGGGCGGCAUGGGAAUGAAUAUGGGCAUGAAUAUGGGUAUGAACAUGGGCAUGCCUCCUAUGCCUAUGCCUAUGCCUAUGAUGAACAUGCCUAUGAUGGCCGUGCAAGGCUUCAACAACAUGAAUGGGGGCUACGGAAAUAUGAAUGGAGGAUACGGCAUGAACAACAACAUGAACGGCAUGAACAAUAUGAACAUGAAUGGCGGCGGCGGCGGCGGCAUGAACAACAACAACAACAACAACAACUGGGGCAUGAAUAAUGCCGGUGGUAUGAAUGGGAUGAACGCCAUGGGUGGAAUGGGCGGCGGCAUGAACAACAUGAACGGCGGAGGCAUGAUGAGUGGCUUCCAGAACGGCGGCAACUUCACACAGGGAGCUGGAGAAGACGAUGCCUACUUCCGAAAGCCCGUCAACCCGCAUCGACACCAGAACAAACAGCGCAGAGUCCGGCCAAGCGAUUACCGAGAGCUUUAA
Molecule: messenger RNA, 2016 nt
Organism: Trichoderma aggressivum f. europaeum
Lineage: Eukaryota; Fungi; Ascomycota; Sordariomycetes; Hypocreales; Hypocreaceae
Exons: 3
Coding region: 1-2016 (671 amino acids)
Biological process (GO): protein ubiquitination; ubiquitin-dependent protein catabolic process
Cellular component (GO): nucleus
Molecular function (GO): zinc ion binding; nucleic acid binding; ubiquitin protein ligase activity
Source: RefSeq, a predicted model, not a curated record